GCCACGAGUGAGAUGAAAUUUGAAAUUAAUUUGGUGUUUUGCGUGUUGGUGGUCCUUACCGGCUCAUCGCAGACAAGAGGUCAGAGCAGUGCUUUGCCUCCUGUCCUCACCCUGGCUGCCUUCCCAAGUCAUGCUGACUUCACAGCAUCUCCUGACCUGACAGAGAAUCCUGGGAACGAGGUCCCACAGCAGACACAUAAUCCUGCAGCCAGGGAUGAAACCUCAGCUGAAACCACAACCAUUACCAAGAUCGAAGGGACAAUCCAUUCAGAAACUGCGACAAAUGCAGUGCACACGACGCACACGAUGUACACAACGCACACAAUGCACACAUUGGCCCCGAGCUCUGCAGCGGCUCCAUCUCAACACGUGAAUGUAACAGUUGUCAUGACUGCUCAGCCUGGUACCACCUCUCCAUCAGCUGCUCCAAACAGCCUUUCAUCCACACCGACCGUACAGAGCACCACCCCUCAACAGCACGUUUCAACCACUGAAGGCAGAGCCUCCCUGACCACAAACCCCCUCACCGCCUUUUCAUCUCAGCCAACCCAGGAUCCAAACUCCACAGCCCACGCCUCCACACAGCCACAUUCUGAAGCACUGACAACAGCCACCGCACAGACAACAUCAACCACAGGACGCCCUCUGACCUCAGCUCCAGGCCCGGGCCCUGUUGGACCGACACACCAGGAGGUCCCAUCUGAGCUUAAUGUUGGAGAUGAAGAAUUGAAGGGACCCCGCUACCGCUCAAGCUCCCCUCUAGACCCCCUGCUCGCUGGUCUGCUGUCAGUCUUUAUUGUCACCACUGCAAUCGUCUUUGUCGUCCUCUUCCUCAAGUUCCGCCAGCGGACCAACCACCCGGAGUUCCACCGACUGCAGGAUCUACCCAUGGAUGAUUUGAUGGAGGACACGCCACUCUCCAGAUACACCUACUGAUGGAAGUGUUCUGUCACUUCCACUACUCAGAGAACAGAAGCAAAGCAGACACCAAAGGACGACCAGCAAGGAUAUGAGUAAAGCCUCUGCCUGGAUGCAGCUGCAUCUCUGCGGAUGAGUUUUCCCCUGUCACUGAGAGAUUUGGGUCAGUGAUAAAAAAUUUAUCUGUGGUUCCAUGAGAAGGAUUCGUAAAUGGGAGAUUUCUGCAUAACUUUUUUCCACAUUCCCUUUAAACUUCCGGAGAUCUUCAGUCUGGUGGGAACCUUUUUGUGUGCUUUCUUUCCUGAGGCGAGUAAAUAGUACCUCUGCACCCCUGACUGACUCCUUAAGUAUGCACAGCACUUUAAUGUGGCAUGAAUGGCCGCAAUGCCCCCUAGGGGACAUCUGAGGUAAUGUGGAUCAAGGUUGCAUGAAGUCCUCCACUGUAAUUAAGAGACAACCUCAGGAAUACGAUGGUGAGACACAGACAGAGUGAGGAAAUUAAGUGCUUCAGGACACAUUGGAAAGUUGCCCCAAAACUAUUACUAUAAGUAAUAUCAUUUAGGAUCCCUUAGCUGACCAAAUAUUAAAGAAGUGCACUUUGAAACCAAACUGCCAGGUUGCACAGGUUGUCUUAAAAAUGACAUCUAAGGGUCUUACAGAAAAUCAACACAAAAAUCAGGAGAUUUUAAAAAUUCAGAAGCCAUAUUUUUGGAAAAAUUGGCAUGCCGGUUCCCUUGGAGGCCACUCAUUCAAUUGUACAAAUUCAAGUCAGAGUUUUUCAAGUCAGAUUUUUUCAAAUUGAUACAUGGGAGAUAUAUAAUGUUUCAGCCUUUAAUGUGUACUUAUAAGUGUUAAUCAUGUCAAAUGCUGGUAUAAAAAAACUUGAAUUUGGUUAACCUGUUGUUGAUGUGUAAUUCAGCCGUGCACACUGAAAAGAGACCCUGCUACACGAAACAAACACUUUAAUGUGAGUAAACUGUAAGGAUAAAACACACUUUUAUUGUUAAAUGUGUUGUAAAAUUCGUAUUUAUAAAGGAUGUAUGUGUUUCUGCACAGGUUGUGUCUUUCUAAUGCUUUAAGUUUAGGUAAUGAGAAGCAGCAUCGGGGAGUUCACAAGUUAUUGUUAGCUGUAUAUCUGUAUUAGCUGGAGUAUCAUGCAAAUGUGCUAGAACUGAGCUGUUGCAUCAGUUUUUACCUGCUGUCAUUUCUGAGUUACCCUGCUGUUAAGUGCCAACAGUGAUGUAUGAUAAUAUGCCAUUGAAUUGUGGACUAUAAGAACUUAUUGAUAGAAGAAUUUCCUGUUUGAUAAUAAAACAGAAACCACUA
Molecule: messenger RNA, 2244 nt
Organism: Thunnus maccoyii (southern bluefin tuna)
Lineage: Eukaryota; Metazoa; Chordata; Actinopteri; Scombriformes; Scombridae
Product: mucin-5AC-like
Exons: 5
Coding region: 13-936 (307 amino acids)
Source: RefSeq, a predicted model, not a curated record